Microbotryum saponariae is the source of this 1092-nucleotide messenger RNA. Lineage: Eukaryota; Fungi; Basidiomycota; Microbotryomycetes; Microbotryales; Microbotryaceae. The record is from the annotation of a GenBank genome assembly.
AUGACCAGCAUCCUCGCGACUCCGCCCCCGACGUGCAGCGACUCGCAAUCGAUCGCCAUCUUCGGCUACGGGUCCCUCCUCUUCAAACCACCACCAUACGACCUCGAAUCGGAAGCAGGGUAUAUCAAAGGCUUCAAGCGGAGGUUCGCGCAGGAUUCACACGAUCAUCGCGGGACACCGGAGAACCCGGGUCGAGGUUCGUCGCCGAGUCGCGGAGACGGCUUCUGCUUCGUCCAGAGUUAGCUGCUUAAGUCUUUCUGCACUUUUUGGACCCCAGUGGUCACUUUGGUCACCGAAGAGGACUGGGAACUGCAUCGAAGGGUGAGACAGCUCGGGUGCUGUGAGCACUCCAAGAUCGGGCCCAGUGCCAACAGUUUGUAUCGGUCACGUGAGGGAAACUAUUGCUGACGAUGCGCUUUAACACAUCGGUUAUCACACCAAAGGACGAGCCCGCAGAAUCAGGUCAUGUAUGGGGUCAGUGACAUCAGACCUUUGAUCCUAUGCCCGAAACCUUGUCGCCAAAUACCCGCUCUCCUCCUCGGAACAGGUCGAGUCUACCGGAUACCACCGUCCCAAGCGACCGAGAUUUGGGCCUACUUAGACCAUCGUGAGAAGGAUGGAUACACACAACGCCGAGUUGAUGUAUACGGGCUCGACGCUCAAGGACAGGAAGUCGUUAUCGAGCACAGUGUGGGUCGGCUCUGAGGCAUCGAUCAGGUUUCAGUGAUCGGUUCGCUCGCUGAUGAUCAGGUUCUUUGGUGUGGAGACAGUGUCGAGUCUACGUUGGAGAACUCGACAAUCCCUCUUUUGCAGGAGGGACACCGAUGCGAGAAUUGGCCCGGAAGAUAGCUACUGCGCACGGGCCAAGUGGGCCGAAUAAAGUACGUCGAGCAAGUCCGAUCCUUUCCUCGCUUCCUCCGGGCGACUAAGACUGAUCACUCUCGUCCAAACUCGAUUUCUCUGUAGGAAUACCUCUACCUGAUGACGCGAGUCGUCCGGGAACUUGGUCCCGACGCAAAGGACGAGUAUUUACACCAACUUGAGGGGCUAGUUCACGAGAUCGAUCCGGACUGGAAGAUCGGCGAAGCUUAG